CUCAAUUUAAAAACAAAUGUGCAUGUGUAUUGAAUAUAUAUAAUACACACAACAAACAACAUAGUUUCACAAUUCGUCCCUGCAAAAUUUGUUCACACCCUAAAAUAUUGGAAGCUGCCAUCAUCAACAUGUCGCAAGUCCUCUACUCUCUAACGAUCGUCUUUGUUUUCUUCGCUUCGACAAACAUCCAGAAAACAUCAGGCAGUGCAUCAUCCUACUCCCAAAACCACAAAACGUUCGUGAAAACGGCUUGCAAUUCGACAACAUACCCCGACAAAUGCUACAAGUCCUUAUCCUCCUACUCAUCGAAUAUCAAAUCCGACCCGAUCAAACUAUGCACCACCGCGCUUAACCUCAACGUGAAAUCCGCAAAGGAAGCAACGUCCGUUGUCUCUAAGCUUCUCAAAAUGUCUCAGAAAUCAACCGCCGGACGAAAGGGUAAAAUGUUACCAGAGGCUCUUAUACUCAAGGACUGUCUCGAGGAGAUGAAGGACACAAUUAUUGAGCUCAAGCAAGCGAUCACGGAGAUGAAGAAUCUACAAGAUGGUGGCUCUAUGGCUGAGCAUAUAACGAACGUUAGGACGUGGGUGAGCUCGGCGUUGACCGACGAAGGGACUUGUACGGACGGGUUCGAGGAGGUGAAAGUGAAUAAAGAAACAAAGAAGAAGGUAAAUAAGGUUGUUGAGGAACUUGCAACGACGACUAGUAAUACUUUGGCGCUUAUUACGAAUCUACGUUACUAGCUUACGAAUAAUAAAAAUAAAAGUGAAGAAAGUUAUUAUUGAUGAAUUAUUACUACUCCUUGCAUGUGCAUGCGAUAAAUUUCUUGUGUCUAUUAUAUAUUAUUGUAUCAUGUUAAUGUUAGAGCUAAUUUAAGUUAAGCCAACUUGUAUGAUAUAUAUCACAUAUAUGUUUAUUAUGCUAAAGUAAAA
This is a messenger RNA of Arabidopsis thaliana (thale cress), 932 nucleotides long. Its product is annotated as Plant invertase/pectin methylesterase inhibitor superfamily protein. The record is from RefSeq and is marked reviewed. The coding region runs from base 129 to 743 and encodes 204 amino acids. Lineage: Eukaryota; Viridiplantae; Streptophyta; Magnoliopsida; Brassicales; Brassicaceae. The transcript has a single exon. Gene Ontology annotation, molecular function: enzyme inhibitor activity; pectinesterase inhibitor activity.